CGCUGUCGACUGCGUCGUCCAGGAGCGCUGUCGACUUCGUCGUUGCGUCGCGCUGUCGACCACGUCGUCGUCGCGUCGCGAUAUCGGUCUCGAGUCGAGUCGCGCAGUGUCAGACGAGGGAGAAGGAGAGUCGUGCGCAGUGCCAGACGGGGGAGAAGGAGAGUUCCGCUGUCGUCGUCGCGUCCAGUCCCGCUGUCGACUUUCGUCGUCGGGUCGCUAGCUGUCGACUUCGUCAUCGAUUCGCUCGAUGUCGACUUCGUCGGCCAGUCGCGCAGUGCCAGACGGGGGAGAAGGAGAGUCCCGCGCUGUCGACGUCGUCGUCCAGUGGCGUCGCGCUGUCGACUUCGUCGUCGUGUCGUACGCUGUCGACUCCGUCGUCCAGUCCAGUCACGCUGUCGACUUCGUCGUCGAGUCGGUGCCAAACGAGGGAGGAGGAGAGUCGCGCUGUCGACUUCGUCGGCGAGUCGCACACAGUGUCAGACGGGGGAGGAGGAGGGUCGCGCAGUGUAAGACGAGGAGAAGGAGAGUCCGGCUGUCGACCACGCCAUUAAGUCCCGCUGUAGACCCCGCCGUCGAGUCCCGCGCUGUCGACUUCGUCGUCCAGUCGCGUCGCGCUGUAGACCCCGCCGUCCAGUCGCGCUGUCGACGUCGUCGUCCGCGGCUCGCGCAGUGCCAGACGAGGGAGGAGGAGAGUCCCGCGCUGUCGACUUCGUCGACGGCCAGGCGCGCUGUCGACUUCGUCGGCGAGUCGCUAGCUGUCGACUUCGUCGUCGAGUCGCGCGCUGUCGAUCUCGUCGUCAAGUCGCGCGCAGUGCCAGACGAGGAGGAGGAGAGUCGCGCUGUCGACCCUCGUCGUCCAAUCGCGCUGUCGACUUCGUCGUCCAGUCCCGCGCUGUCGACUUCGUCGUCCAGGAGCGCGCUGUCGAAUUCGAGUCGAGUCGCGUCCCGCUAUCGACUUCGAGUCCAGUCCCGCUGUCGACUUCGUCGUCCAGUCGCGCUGUCGACUUCGUCGUUGAGUCGCGCUGUCGACUCCGCCGGAUCCAGCCGACUUACUUGGUUCCGCUGCGGAUCUCCAGCUACGAGAUGCGAGGCAGAGGUUUCGAAGAUCGGUCUUAUGGAGGAUGCCUGUGCCGCAGAUGGCGCCCCGGAGCUCGGGAAUAGCGAGCGCAGCAUGGGCCUUCGUAUGUGUAUGCAAGUCAACGUCCAUUCUGGUCUCUUGAGUAGGAACGCAGCUGCAGGACGAAGGGAGACGGUGACCUAA
Molecule: messenger RNA, 1261 nt
Organism: Schizophyllum commune H4-8
Lineage: Eukaryota; Fungi; Basidiomycota; Agaricomycetes; Agaricales; Schizophyllaceae
Exons: 2
Coding region: 248-1261 (337 amino acids)
Source: RefSeq, a predicted model, not a curated record